CUCCUCCAUUCCUGUCCCGCAAACCCCCGAUCUACAAUUCUCCAUCUCCGUUCUCAGGCGAUUUUCGCCGCUCUCUCACUUUACACCACCUCUUAAUCUUCCCGUUCAUCUCAUAUCCCUAACCAAUUAUCAUCUGAAAUCAAAUACCAACAAGGAUCCUUUUACUCGUUAGGGUUUUUCUGUUAGCCGGGAUUUCCAAAAAAAAAUGGGAAGUUCGUCGACGAGCAGUGUAUACAUCCAAGUCAUCGAAGACGUCAUCACCAAAGUCCGGGAAGAAUUCAUCACCAAUGGUGGUCCGGGUGAAGGCGUUCUCAACGAACUUCAAGGAAUUUGGGAGUUGAAGAUGAUGCAAGCUGGUGCCGUAUUUGGCCCUAACGACAGAUCUUCAUCGGCAAAGUUGCCGGCCCUUGGAGCUCCGGCCAACACUGUUCGUGAUCUAAAUGUGCCCUAUGAAGGACCUGAAGAAUUCGAGACACCUACAGCUGAUUUACUUUUCCCUCCGACACCACUACAGACUCCAAUUCAGACACCAUUACCAGGGAGAAUCGAUCAUUCAUACAAUAUACCUACUGCUUCUACUCCCAUAACCCCAAAUAAUCAUCCUCCUGUAGAUGAAAAUGACCAAUCUGGGAGGCCUAGCCAAUUCAUGCAGCCACCUUCUUCUUGGUUGAACCAAAGACCACGGCUUGAUGUUAAUGUUGUUUAUGAAGAAGGUGAUAGAGAAACAGCCCAUCAAAACAUGGCUCAGGAUUUUCUGCAGUUGACUUCUGGAAAGCGAAAGAGAGAAGAGUUUCCUUCACAAUAUCGUCCAAGUGGAUAUAUUCCACAACAAGAUGGAUCUGGAGAUGUUGUAGCUGAUGAAUUUGAGAUAUACAACUACCAGGGGGUUGUGAAUGAAGACUACAAUGUUGCUAAUACACCUGCUCCACCUGAACUACAAGGGCAAACUCCCAGCUUGGUCAAUCAGAAUGAUGCUUUAGAUGAUGAUGAAGAUGAAGCUUUGAAUGAAAAUGAUGAUGAUCUGGAUGAUGUUGAUGAUGGCAAUGAUGAUGAUGAGGAAGUAAAUACACAAAAUUUGGUUUUGGCCCAAUUUGACAAGGUGACUCGUGCAAAGAAUAGGUGGAAGUGCACUCUAAAGGAUGGGGUUAUGCACAUAAACAACAGAGACAUUUUGUUCAAUAAGGCUUCAGGAGAGUUUGAUUUCUGAUUAUUUUGUCCCAAACCAAAUGAUCACAUUUUGAAGACGAGGUUAAUCUAGAGCAAUCAUGCAAACAUACCAAAUUUUGUAAUUCCAUGUAGUAAAGAUUGUAAGCAUGUCUUUGGAUAGGGUUAUUUUUUAAAAAGCAAAGCUAGAAUUUAUGUGAUUCUUGAUGCUCUUGAGGGAGGGAUGCUUAACUGUUGUACA
Molecule: messenger RNA, 1405 nt
Organism: Lactuca virosa
Lineage: Eukaryota; Viridiplantae; Streptophyta; Magnoliopsida; Asterales; Asteraceae
Source: the annotation of a GenBank genome assembly